Messenger RNA from Ricinus communis (castor bean), 3253 nucleotides. RefSeq names its product NACHT, LRR and PYD domains-containing protein 14. Gene Ontology annotation, molecular function: protein binding. The transcript has 17 exons. The record is from RefSeq and is a predicted model, not a curated record. Lineage: Eukaryota; Viridiplantae; Streptophyta; Magnoliopsida; Malpighiales; Euphorbiaceae. Bases 256 to 2088 code for a protein of 610 amino acids.
AUCGUCAAAAGCGAGAAAGGCUCAAAUUACCAAUUGCUACUGCAGAAUUAAGUCACAAUUUGAAAAACGGCGUCGUCAGAUCUUAAAUAGAAAGUCCGAGCCUAGCUAUAUCACCAGGCUGCGAAAAAACAGAACCAGAAAAAGAAGCAGCAGCCUUCAAAAUUAAGAGGUAGCUUAGCUGAAUCCUUGCAAUUACUAAAUUCAGUCACUUUCUUAAUCCUUAAAAUCGACCAAACGCACAUAAAAAGAAAUAAGAUGCGAGAAGUUCCAUCCUUGAUAUCACUAACGAUGGAGGCAAUUAAACGGCAACUCAUUAGCGGAGACGAUGUUUUAAUGUUAGCUGAGAUAUAUGAGAUUCCUUCACAUUUAUUUAGUAUUUUAGUGACUAAAUUGCCUCCCUUGGCUUUGCACAACUUACAAAUGGAAAUUAGGCCAUAUGAGAAUUCGAACGGUUAUGAAUGUUCCGAUGGCGGCGAUGGAUGCUCAAAAAUUGGAAGAAAACGUGGAAGAAGCUGCAAAUUCAAUACAGAAUGGAAGACGCUAUUUAAGUUGCGGUGGCCUCAGAUUGUUGACACUGACAGUGUUGAAUCUGAUAACUGGCAUCAGGCAUAUUGGGAAAAACAUUUGCAAAAUUGUCUUGAUGAAGCAGCAGGAUCAUCUAUGGUCUCUUUUGAUGGUUGCAUUGGUGAGAUAAAAGUUCCAGACUACAUACUGAAAUGGAUUGGGUGUGAAGGACAUCUGAAUCAUUCAAUAUAUUCAAAAUUAUCUUAUCACUUUCAACAACUUGGGCACUAUGCUAGAUGUCUUAGACUUCAAAAUGUGCUGUGUGUCGCAGAAACUUGUCAAUUACUGAGAAACAGCCAAUUGCAGAAUUUGGCAUUGCGGUGGAUCAGAUCGCAGGAACAUGUCGAUGGCUUAUGCCAACUGCUGAUCCAAAACAGAGAAACAUUGACAUCACUUGAAUUUGUUCACUGCAAGCUUUCAUCAACUUUUGUUGAUGCAAUAUGCAGGUCUUUAGAAAUAAAAGAUAAACAGACACAUGGGAUAAAGAACUUCUCGAUCAGGACAUCAAUCUUCCUUGAAACUGACCUAGUUUCCUUACCUCCUUCUCUUGUAUCAUUUCUUUCAUCAGGAAGGUCCUUGUGUUCAUUGAGAUUCUCCGGUAACCACCUAGAUCGAAAGUUUGCACGGAUUCUAUUUACUUUGCUUUUUGAUGAUUCUUCUAACAUAUCCGUCCUUGACCUUUCAGACAACAUUAUAGCAGGAUGGCUUUCUAAUUUCAAUAGGGGAUCCUCAAGCAUGGUCCCAUCAACUUUUGGAAUUACCAAGUCUUUGCAGUCAUUACGUAUCCUCAAUGUAAGGAAUAAUAAUCUUCGAAAGUGUGACAUGAAGAGCCUCAGAUACACACUUCUUUGUAUGCCUAAUUUGGAUAUCCUGGAUUUAGGCGAAAAUCCCAUUGAGGAUGAAGGAAUCAGAUGUUUAAUCCCUUACUUCACUGAGGCCGUGGAAAGAUGCUCUCCAUUGGUGGAGCUGAAUUUAGAGAGUUGUGAGCUUUCCUGUGAAGGAGUGACUCUUCUUUUAGACACUCUCUCAACCCUACAGAAACCACUAAACUCUCUCACGCUUGCAGAUAAUGGCCUUGGCAGCCCAAUAGCUGGAGCUUUAGGGAAAUUCUUGUGUACACCUAUUAGAGAACUUAAUAUUGGAGGCAUUGGACUGGGCUCAGCUGGCUUUCUGGAACUACAAAAAGGGAUGAUGGAAGAAUUGAAGCUUGUCGAGAUCAACAUAAGCAAAAAUCGUGGCGGGCUUGAAACUGCAAAGUUUUUGUUGAAGCUCAUGUCAUUAGCUCCAGAUCUUGUUGCUGUUAAGGCAUCUUAUAAUCUUAUGCCUGCAGAAUCCUUAACCCUCAUAUGCUCUGGUCUGAAAGCUUCAAAAGGUAACCUUCAGCAUUUGGACUUGACUGGAAAUACUUGGGACUAUCAGCAAACUCAUGCUUCUGUACUUGCUGACUUCCAACAUAAUGGAAGGCCUAUCUUGAUUCUUUCAUCAAUUCAUGCCCCGCAUAUUCCUUAUGAUGAUGAUCCAUAGAUGUUAAAACUUCUGCAUCUUUACUGAAAACAGCAUUACAUGUUAGGAGUUGUCAGGAUAGGUUAACCUGCAGCAAGUAGACUUUAGAUCCUUUACCCAUAACCAGGUAAACGGAGCCAAACUCAAGAUAAGAACCUAUUGGAUACAGGCUAUUGGCAAGGUGGUUCUUAGUGUUACCAGUGCACGUUUAAUCUGAACCAAGUUGUCAGUUGUUGGUCAUUCAGUUGUGACUUUUGGAGUUGUGCGUUCUGCAGGCCUGUGCAGUCUAUUUGAAAGAGAAGUAAUUGAAUCUUCAUUUGUUUGAGCCUUGCAUUACAUGUUGAUCCAGUUUUGAGUUUAGGACGUGGAUCUUUGUCUAUACCCAAUCCCUUGUCUUGGCCGACGGUGCUACAGCUGAAAGUGAGAGCCUAUUACAUCCCUGUAAGUUUUUCUUUUGAGUCUAUUUUAUCCAAGUAAGAUCAUUCACCUUCUCCUAGAUCGCAAUACAUGGUGCACAAACUUGGAACAGUUGAAGUGCCUUGAAGAGAUUUUACUAUUUCUUGAGCAAUCCCAUAUAAGUGGACGGCACCAUUUAGCAUUUUGUAAAAGAGUAUAUUUCAUUGCCACCAAUAGAAGCAUAUUCUUGCUAGUUAUAUGGUAAAGGUUCACUUUCAAAGUUCACUAUAAAUUGCAGACUCAUUGUCCCAAACUUUGUUCCAUGUGGCCGUUGCCAAAGGAAAUGAUUGUUCUUGCUCAAGACACUGAAUAUCCCAAGACAUAAUAGGUUUCUUGUUCCAUCUUACCUUAUCACUUAUGAAAAAGACUAUUUUGUCCUUGGCAUCUUUCUUUUUUUCUCCUUUUCUUUUUUCAUUUAUUUCUCACUGCAGGAUAAAUAACUGGAAACUCGUUAGCAAGUUAGACCCUUUGCACCCGAAGGAUGGUAUCUCAAAACUCAUGAUGGAAAUAAAAAAAGGUGAUAAAGACAUCUCAUCCUAGGAUAUGGAAGGGGAAAUAAUAGAAAUAUGCAAAAAUUGCAAAGAGUGGCUUGCUCGUGAAGAAUGUUACUAAAAUUAAGGCAAACCUAUCUCAUGAUUGUGGUUCUUUUCUAGUUUUUAUUUAUUCAUGUUUGAAUUUGAAGUAAUCUAAGAGCAAAAGGUCACUUGCAUGAGGUCUUAUUUGACAAAAA